UGUGUGUGUGUGUGUGUUUAAAAACACUCCUCCUUUUCCUCCUCUAUAAUUUGGUGAUGACAUUCCAGCCUGUUCGCUGAAGUUCGCACACACUGGAGCAGUCUGGAGCAGUCUGGGAAUCUGCUGGAAAACACGGGAAAACUCAGUUUCUCAUCAUGCCAAACUGGGGUGGAGGAAACAAAUGUGGCGCCUGCCGCGGGACGGUGUACCACGCUGAAGAGGUCCAGUGUGACGGGAGGAGUUUUCACAAGUGCUGCUUCCUCUGCAUGGUCUGUAGGAAAGGGUUAGACAGCACCACGCUGGCCAUCCAUGACCAGGAAAUCUACUGCAAGUCCUGCUACGGUAAAAAGUACGGCCCGAAAGGAUACGGCUACGGUCAGGGAGCAGGAACGCUCAACAUGGACCGCGGUGAGAGACUGGGCAUCAAACCAGAAGAAACCCAAACUCACCGACCCACCACCAACCCAAACCCGUCCAAGUUCGCGCAGAAGUUCGGCGGCUCGGAGAAGUGUGCGCGCUGUGGAGAGUCUGUGUACGCCGCUGAGAAAGUGAUGAGCGCAGGGAAGCCGUGGCAUAAGAACUGCUUUCGCUGUGCCAAAUGUGGAAAGAGUUUGGAGUCGACCACUCAGACGGAGAAAGACGGAGAAAUCUACUGCAAAGCAUGUUAUGCAAAGAACUUCGGACCCAAAGGAUUUGGAUACGGUCAGGGAGCAGGAGCUCUGGUUCACGCUCAAUGAUAGUCAGGACUUUGUACAUUUCUUUACUAUUAUAAUACACUAAUUCAAAAGAAGAGGAUUGCAUAAAGAAAAGGACCAUUGAGUGUUAUAUUUUCAUGACAAUUAAACACAUUUAGUCUCCAGUUCUCAUUCCUCAAGUGCUGGAAAAAUGUCACAUCCAAUUUUCAAAAGAAAAAGUAAUUAUAUAUACAUAAACAAUGUCUCUAAGAAAUAAGGUUAAUUUUCUUUAUGCAUUUACACCAACAGGGUGUUAAUUGAUCAGAGGACCAGUUAUAUUUUCAUUGCAAUUAGGCAGAUUUCCUCCCAAAUUCUCACUACUAUACAUGUAAAUCAUUGAUUUUUUAAAAUUAUUUAUAUAUUAAAUAAUGUGAUAUUUAAUAUAAAUUAUUUAAUUUUAUAUACAAUUAUUUUAUAUAAAUACUUUUUUUUUUGUAAAACAACAAAGCUACAGCAUUACAGUAAUGAGAAUUUAGGAAAAUGUCAAAUUUUCCAAAAAAAUGGUCCCAUAAAAAAUUGGGUUAAUUUUCUUUAACCCUUCACAGAGUGUUAAUUGUUUAUAGAGAACCAUUAUAUGUUAUAUUUUCAUUACAAUUGAGCCCAAUUUCCCAAUUAUAAUUACCAUAAUGUAAAACAUUUUCAAAUAAAUUUAGAUUAAAAAAUAAUACAAUUAAGUAUUUGAUAUAAAUGUCACUAUCAUUCAAAUAAUGGUUCUAAAAAAAUAAGGUUAAUUUUCUUUAUGCAAAAUAUUCUUUUUUGAACCCUCUACUGGCGUUAGUCAUUGUACGAGCAUCUACAUUUAGGAAACAAACAUGUUGAAUGUAAAAUAAACCCUCGUUUCAGUGCAAUUUUGCUUCUGCAGUGUGGUGAUAUUGAAAACUAACGCACAGGCCUUUCACCUUCGAAUGUUUUAUUAAUAAAGCCAUUAAAAUUGAACCAUGCCCAAUAAGUUACAUCUGAAGCAGAGUAGGGUGACGUCCUGAUCUCAGCUGAGGCACUGGAGAUGAGCAUGUGCUUUUCACAUGGUGGGAAAACAGCCGGCCAAACCGUAAAGGCAGAGGAACAACAGAGUGAAUAUAUUCUCUAAAAACAGUGUCACAUGUAUGAAUGAAUGACCGUCACUGUGCCUAAUCCCAAUAUUACAGCACAGGGCCCAUCGACCACGUCUCCUUCUCUGGCAUUUACAGUUUGUACAUCCAGUGGUACAACAAACCCAGCAAUGAAACAUACAAAAGAAACCCUUUAGGCUGAAUAUUAAUCAACGAGAAUGGGACAUUCAGAUAUAAUACAUCUGCAGAGCUCCGAUCGACCGCAGAGCAUGAGGGACACGCAAGAACAAUACACACAUCGGGUUUAAAAUGUAAAAACAAACAGAAAAGAAUAAAAAAUAAAAUAAAAUAAAAUAAAAAACAAAAAACCCGGUUGCAAAUACUGAACAUUCACUAUUUACAGACGGGGCGUCUUUCGGAUGACAGGGUGAUCACUAUGUCCAGGCUUUACACAUGCAGUGGAGACUUGCAAGGUCAAAGGUCUAUACACAGCAGUGCCAGACGCCACUAAAAGCUACAGUCAUACACUUUGAUAAUAGUCGAUUUUUUUGUUUUUUCGCUUUUUGGUAAGAUAAAAAAAAAUUAGGAGCAGCUUCAACUAACACAGACGAAAAUAAAAAAACCAACGAAAGUCACUCACAGAAUAAUGAAUCUAGUUCGUUUAUGUACAGAUGCACAUUCUUUACAUCAGUUCAUCCUGUCAGCUGCUGCCAUGACAACGCCACACCAACAGGAAGAGGAAAUGGAGGAGAGCAAAAGGGGAGGAGCUUCCUCUUUUUACGUAAACAUGAAGAUCCCUCGGCGACGCUUCAGUAACGACGAACAAAACGAAAAAAGAUCAGUGCAUUGUAGGCAGAUGAAUAAUGUCGCUGCCACAAAAAAAAAAAAAAAAAGGCGGAAGGAGCCCCUCUGGUGCGUUAAACGGCAUCUUCCUUUAAGUUCAUACAGCUAUCAGAUCCACUUAAUGGCUAUUCAACAGCAUUUCAACUUUAAAUGUAUACACUUCCUAAAACUACUCAUACAUAAUAAAUAUAGACGUUCACAUACGAGUGUGUUAUGCCUUGUAAAUUCAAAGGAAACCUGGAUUAAUCUCAUAAACGCAUCAAGAACGUGUCCAGGUCACACUUCAUGUGUGAACAAAAAAUAAGUGUGCACAUAUAGGUGGGCAUAUAUAUGUAUAUGUGAAGACUGUUCUGCAUUGUUGUAACGUUAUAUUGAUGUAAAUUCAGCACAUUUCUCUUUCCCAGUGCUCAUUACCAUAAUGCGUUCAGGCGUUUUUGUUGUAAUUCUCAUUGCAAUACAGUAUUUUUGUUUUGUUUUGCAUUAAACAAUGGCUAUAAUACAAUGAUUUAAAAAAUAGCAUAAUUUAAAGGCAGUAUCAUAUAAAUACUUUGAUAUUUAAAUACAGCAAUGAGAGGUUUUUGUGCAUGAUGGUAAUGAGAAUUAUGGAGGAAAUGUAUUUAAUUUUCAUGAAAACAAUAAUAAAAUGCAAAAACAGGCUUCAUUUUCUCUAAACAAAAUAUAAUCUAAUAUUUUUUUCUUUUGAUUUUUGGGUGAAAUUAUGACCCAGCUUCAUUUUCUUGACACGUUUCGUAGGACUCACCCCACCUAAACUAUUAAACAUGCUGCAAAUGUAAAAACUGAAAUGAAGACAUGUAAAAUGACCUCAUGAUACCAUAAUUACUCUUCGAAAAACACUACAUAAAUAGGUUAAAAUAAAUAUGUUAAGUCACAUUAUUUAAACGGGGCAUCUCUCUAGUCGUAUGAAUGCAUGCCAAUAGGAUGCCUGUUUUGAUCUGAUUCACGAUCAGACGAAUCAAGGCAGCUUAAAGGAAUCGUUCACCUACCGUUAUUUACUAAUCAUCAUGUCGUUCCAAACAUAUGCGUAUUGCUUUCUCCGUAGAAAAAAAACAACACUUUCUACUCGUAUGGAAAAGAGCAGCCUGAACAUUCUGCUAAAUAUCUCAUAGGAAGUCAGUCACAUGGUUUUGAUGCGACAUGAGGAUGAAUAAAUACUAAUAAAAGUCUAAUUUUGGCCAGAACAAUUCCUUAAAACCACAAUCGCUAUAUCGCCUGAUGCUUUUGCUAUGCUAAUUCUCGUUCUUACACAGAGUUCCAGGUUGAACCAGGACUUGCGCAUGACGAAGAUCCGAUAUCACUUUAAAAGCAACAAAAAAGGGGUCACAGGAAGAAAACCAAGGUAAAACGAAAAGCAGUCGAUGUG
This is a messenger RNA of Onychostoma macrolepis, 4007 nucleotides long. RefSeq names its product cysteine and glycine-rich protein 2 (gene csrp2). Gene Ontology annotation, molecular function: actinin binding; structural constituent of muscle. The record is from RefSeq and is a predicted model, not a curated record. Gene Ontology annotation, biological process: muscle tissue development; sarcomere organization. Gene Ontology annotation, cellular component: Z disc; cytoplasm; nucleus. NCBI's taxonomy places the organism in Eukaryota, Metazoa, Chordata, Actinopteri, Cypriniformes, Cyprinidae. The coding region runs from base 156 to 737 and encodes 193 amino acids. The transcript is spliced from 6 exons.